Molecule: messenger RNA, 9480 nt
Organism: Limulus polyphemus (Atlantic horseshoe crab)
Lineage: Eukaryota; Metazoa; Arthropoda; Merostomata; Xiphosura; Limulidae
Product: mucin-17-like
Exons: 32
Coding region: 914-9274 (2786 amino acids)
Molecular function (GO): chromatin binding
Source: RefSeq, a predicted model, not a curated record
AACUUUCCCGAGUGUGGUUUUAUUCAAAUGACAACUAAAUAAAAACUAAACUGAACGUCAGCAAUAGCCAACUGUCCUUGGAAAAUGAAAUUUUAAAGAAACUUCUCACUCGGGCAGGAACUAGCUAAUAUUUAACUAUCCUUGCAUUAUCGGAUUCGUUCAUUUCUUUCUUCAACCCUUUCAAGGCAGCUUUAGGUCGUUCUUGGAAGCAUUUACCGAGGGAAUUAGUGCGUGCGUGACAUCACCUCUUCGGCUGGCGCACGCCCAAUGUAGCCCGAAAAUCGCUCCUAGCCAAUCCCCGCUAAGAACGCUCGAACAACACGACAUUUGCCGCCAGAGCACGAGCGCCACUCUGCCGGCACGCCGAAGACUUCAGUCAAUACUGAAGCUUCAAUGGGCGAGUCGACUAAUAGCAGGAAGGGGGUGUACAGUGUAGGGCGAGACGAAAAAAAAACCAAGAGCGAACCGGUUCCUUCUUCCUAAAACUUCGUAAAACUGAACCUCCCACUAUCGGAGGACAGGCAGUAGUCGCCCGUGUCGCGCACCGGAUACGAGAUAGCGUGCGGAACCCGUUAUUGGCAGACAGCAGCAGGCUAACUGCACCAGAAGAGAAGGAGUGGCAACAAGCUGUAGUCGUCAUUGUGUGAGUUGUGUUUUAACGUGAAAGUUUGUAGUUGUUUUUCUCGGUGUUUAUCUUCGACUUGUUUUCAUCAAUUUCCAUGUUACAGACAUCGAACUGACUGUAGACCUUAGUUUUUCCCUUCAUCCGCUGCGAACUGGUACAACAUGGUAAAAAUGACAAGAGUCCAGUGAUGCAAAACUAAAAUGUCCAUAGAAACUUCACAACUUUCCAAUAUUUGUGCUUCUUCGCCGGCCGACUCGGUGGGGUAACGCUACGGUUGUUAUUAAGAGGAUGGAAAGUCGGUCCGACUUCUCGCUCGAACGAUCACGGCUGUUGGGCGGCGCGGGACUUCACGCAGCCCAUGGCUUUCCCGUAGAUGCUCCAUCGCCGCACCCGACUCCUCUACGAGCCGCAUUUCUUGAUAUGAAUCGAACGGGCGCAGCUACAGACCCAGCGUCUCUCUCAGCGUACCACAGUCGUUUUCUCCAGGCCACUCUGCCAUUAGGCAACAAUGGGACCAGUUAUUCUUACCUGAGUGGCAUAUACAGCAGUAAUUUUCCUUCUCAGUCCACCUCAACAUUCAGAGCGCCACCUACAGGAAUAAUAAUGAGGCAGUUUUGGCCCCCUACACCCCCACCAGAUAAUUAUAGCAGGUAUGCCAUGGGUAGUAGCCUCUACACAAUGUUCCCACCUCUUGUCCCAUCUACAGACCCUAACCCUUACUCCAGUCAAGGUUACAUUUCUCGGUUGGGUCAAUCCCCUGCACACUACAGUUCCCUUCUAGAAGCUACACACAAAGAACCCACGUACUUAUCUCCAGGUUUAGCUCUUGCUUCUCCUCUAACACUGACCAAUCAUGUGGGUCACACUACUCCCGUACCUUCUCUUACUCCGGCUCUUGACCGCCAUCCAGGAUUCAGUCACCUGGGGCUAGGGAUGAAAGGGUUGGAAGUUGGGAGGCGCUCUCUGAUGGUGGAGGAUGAUUUCCGAAGGGUUGAACGAGGAGCAGAAGAACUUGAGGGAUUCCUGAAGCGAGAAUCAUCAAGUAUUAGUUGUCAUCACAAUGCUGAACGAGCAAGACUUGGUCUAACUGGUUUAGACUCUCAUGUAAGAGCUGUUGAAAAACAAUCCAAUUCAUCCACUAUUCUUGGGUCACGGGAAAAAUUACCUGAGAGCAGGAAUAAACAACGUGAGGAAAGACUCAAAGAAAGACAACAAUGCUCUGAACCAGAAACACAUCAUUUGGAAGGUAGGCUGGCAAAUGGAAACAUACCACAAGUUAAAGGAGCUAAACCCAGCAAAUCUCGAAGUGUAACAUUAAGGAGUGAAGCUGAUAAAAUUAGCAAGGAAAAGAAAUGUUCUUGGUGCUCAGCAAGUUUAAAUGACAAUACAGAAGUUGUUGAAAACCCUCACUGCAUAACAAAACAAGUAACUAAGAUAAAAAGCACAAAUCGUCAGGAGUUUAGGGAAGAACCUGUGUCUGUUGCCCAGAGAAUAGUUUCUGCCUCAUGUGUCACUACAGCUCUUGGCACAUCUAGUGACACUGUAGCAACCACAACAGUGACAUUCACAGGACACCGUGCAACAUCAUCUCUGGCUACUUCAGACAAACCUCCACAUCAAGGGGCAGCAAACACUACUGUUGUGUCUUCACCAUGCCAUGUGACCAUCACACCACAUGUUACAACGUUGCCCCUACCUUGUUCAGUGCCUGUUGACAAUUUAAGGUUAUCAAUAAACUCUUCACAGAUGAAAGAAAAAGCAAGGGUUACUAGCCUUCCAAGUAAUAAUCAAAGUCAUGUUUCUCAAACUGCACAAUCCCAAAGCAAGCCAGAGUCUGAAAAUGACACAUUGAGUCUAUCAAACAGCCAGGAAAAUCAGAUAGCAGACUUAACACAUCAGUGUUAUGAAACAGUUCAGAUAGUCCAUCCACAAGUUCGUGAAGGUCGAAGUGGGCAGAAUAGCUCACUGUCUAGUCAGAAAAGCAAACUAACAGCUGCUGAAGUCAAACAAAAAUCUCUGGUAGACCCAUUGAGUAGGUCUUGUUCUGUGGCUUUGUCCUCAGAAGCUACUUCAUAUUCAUUGACGAGUGAAAAUUCCCCAAUAGUAACAAGUGAACAGAAGAACCACAAAUCUUCUGUCUUACCAACUGGAAUUCACAUAAAGCAAGAAAGGAUGGAUGGGGAGGAGUACUGUUCAAUGAAUAAAUUGUACAGUUAUUGUGGAAAUUCAAGUGCACUAAGAAAUGACAUGACCGAAGAAGACCAUGGUGUCAUCAACUUAAGUAUCCCACGCCGAGUACCUAAACAGGAACCGUCAGACUUUGCCUUACCUUGCCAAAUGUUAUCAGAAUCUAUGCCAAGGAUUGGAUUAUCUCCAGAAAAUGUUCAGCCGGACUUUGUGUCAUCUCAUAGCCUCACAGCAUUAGCAAACAUUGCUAGUGGGUCUUCAUCUGUGACAAAAUCACCACUACAAAAAAAUGAUUUGGUUCAUGUGACCAACCAGACAGGAGAAAAACCAAAACCUACUGGAAAGAUCCAACAAUCCAUGGUAUCAUUAAGAUUUCAGUUGGCGAGUAACCCAGAAGUCACUUCUGCCUUCUCUCAGGUGACAACAUCUUUAUCUGCUUCCCAGACACCAGUCUCCUGUAAUGUCCAGUCAAUGCCAUCCAGCCAAACUGGCUCAACAAGCCAACAAGCUGUGCCUAUUUCUUCCAAAGGAUCUAAUUUUUUUGAUGCCAUUACAACUGUUGGAAGUAUUACACACCACCAUAGAAUAUCCUCUACAAAAUCUUGUACUUCUGUGGCUGGAUCUAUUUCUUUGCCACCUUCUACUGGUGUUUGCCCAUCUGUUAGUUCUUGUCCAUCUACCUGUAGUUCCACAACGUCAUCCUUUCCUUCCACUGUGAACUCGAAUAUCCCAGUUGGAAUAGCAGUGGCUCAACAGAGACAGGUUCUUACAACAACUUCAGGCAUUAAAGGUGGACCACCGUUUUUACCAAAUACUAGUCGAAACAGAUCAUUAGUUGUUUCUUCUACAUCAGCUGGAAAUUCAGAUAAUUAUGUUCCAGAAAAAGAAGGGUUCCUCCAGGGGUCAAAAGAGCUGUCUUCGGGCCCAGACAUACAGCAACAUUCUACUGAACUAAACUUGAAUAAUACUACCACGUGUAUAUUGGGUCAAGAUGUAAAUCCACCAGUUACCCACUGGGAACAGGACUCUAUUGUGCACACUCCAUUACCACAACAAUGGGUUACCCCAAGCCCUGUGGUGGGGCCUACAGUAUGGCUUAGUCAGAAUAUGUACAAUCCCACUCCAGCUCCACAGCCCCCACCUCCAACUGCUGUACCUUAUCCUGUAGACCCGUCUCAUGUUCCCAUACCACCUGGUGGAUAUCAAGUUUACAGAGAUCCACUUACUAAUCAGAUUUUUCUUCUACCAACAACAAACAUCGAAAUUGUAGAUCGAGCUGGUAUUUGGACAGAUUACACAGCUCCCCCUUGUGGCACACCAGUACAGCAGGUAUUUGCAACUCAACCACAAGCCCCACCAUUCCAAUCUCAAGUCAUGCAAGAGGAAAACCAGCUGAAACAUCAGACAGCUCAAAGCCAAAAUCUGUCUGUGUCCAACAACUGCUUUUCCACAAGAGAGGACUCGGAAGGGGAGGAGAGAGAUGAAUCAACAAAAAAUGUCUACCAAGAUGAACACAUUAAGGAUAAGACAGAAGAAAAAUUAUGCAGUGACGCCUCUCAACCUCUUGGUUCCUGCUCAACAGUUCCUUACCCAGCAUUCCCUCAGCCUAGUGCUCCAGCUGCUCUUUCAUAUUUUUAUGAAGCCUCCACUAUCGUUCAUCUUACCCAAACCCAGUCAACAACUGCCAUACAGACUGAGCCAGGAAAGCGUUCGCAGGGAACUUCUCCAAUGAAUCCUGUUACCCCAUCACCUCCUAUACCGUCAGAUUCUGAUCAAGGUGUCCAAGCAUCAUGUGAUGAUGGAGAAGACAGUGGAGAGAAUGAUGAAGAUGGAGAGGAAGAAGUUAGUCAAGAUACAAACGAAGUGGAACAACAUAGUCAUACUAUCAGUGUUACAGCAGCAAUCCAAGUAGAUAUGGAUUGUCAGACAAAUUCAGAUGAUACUGAUGUAGAAGAACGUGCUGUGGAGGUCAUUGAUUCUGCUAACCAAACCGACAGUCUUUUAAUGGGUGUAGUCAAGGAUUGUUCUACGAGUGGUGAAGAUGAAUCAUGUGAUAUCCCUCGGACUGCGACACCUUCUCUUACAGAAAUUGCUUCUGUUGCUGAUAACGAUGAUUCAGAAAGUCAAUUAGUCCAGAAACCUGUUUCUAUUGAUGCUGAGAUUUUUGAAGGAGACUCUACACCAGUGCUAUCAGCAGAAAGCCAACCAGUAAUGGAUUUCAUUGAUCACCAUGGAUUAAACCUCUUGGUCGAUAGCAUUGAAGAGUUUGCUUCACGUGUACAAGAAGAGAAUAAUACAGAGAUGGGCAGGCUACAGAUAGACAGUUCAGGUGAUGACUAUAGUACAGUAGGAGGAGAAGCUGGGAAUAUAAAUGUUAUAGUCAAUGACAAUGUGAAGCCAACAAGGGAUUCUGUGUAUUCAAACUCAGACUCUUUGUCAAGAAACAUUGACCCAUCUUGUACUGAUGGUUUAGGAUUGCUCUGUGCUCUCGCAGAACAAAGAUUUUUGGAAGAGUCUAUGAGUUCACAGGUCCCAGAGACAGGGUUGAACUUGAGUUUAAAACAUGAACAGGGAGAUGACAUUGACCAAACUUAUGAAGAAUCCAAUAAACAUAACAAGAGUCAUAACUCUAAAAGCCCUUCACAAGUGUAUGCUUUCAGCAGCAACUCAUCGUCACCAUUUUAUACUUUAGGCAGUCCAUUACAUGCUGGCAACAUUCCCGAAACAAUGGAUGCUGCUGAAUUGGAGAUGAAGCUACAGUUAGCAGAAUUGCAAAAGAAGUACAAAUUAAAACAAAGAGAACUGGCCAAACUACAACCAAAAAAAGAAAAAGAAGAACCAGAAUUAUUUCCUAUUAAAAGACGACCAGGACGUCCACGGAAAAGACAAUUCAUGCUACUAAAACCAAAGAACUUAAAGACCUCUCCCAUAUCUUUUGGAGAUAGCUCUUCUGAAUAUGUUCCAGAACUUUAUUCCUCAACACCAGCUGCUCUUUCUGUCCAACCAUCCACCUUUCCUGAGUCCAUUAUACCUGAUGUACUUCCUUCUACAGAGACUUCUUUUGAACCAUCAGAGCCACUUAGGAAGAAGAAAAAGAAACAUUCUGCCUUAAGAAACAGAACUAGUGUAGAAAGAAGUCAGACAGCAAAAAAGUCCAAGCAAAACAAACUGUCUACAAAGGGUCGCUCUAGCGAACUGAUUAUGAAAAAGAAAGCAAACACCAAAGUGAAAAAAUCAAAUUUGAAAUUACAAAUGGGAAAAGUAUCUGAAACAUUUUCUGAACAUCAGACAGAAAAGACCCAGUUAUCACCCACAAGCCAAGAAGAACAUAACCUUGUAAAUGAUUGUAGAGUCCCUAACCUUGUAACUGAUUGUAGAUCCCUCAAGACAGAUGAAACCUUGGAAAAUAUAGGUGCUUCGACACCAGAUGACACUGCUACUAAAUCACUGAAACAAAAGAAUAAAACUGAAACAAAAACUACAGAGAGUGAACCAGGAAAAGAAGACUUUUCGAAACAGAGAACAGAGUCACCCAGUAACAAGCAAGGAUCUUUUAAGCUACAAUCAUCAAAAGUAAAAAAGAAUCAAAAUAAAAGAUCGAUCGAAAAUAAGAAUCCAUUUCUUAUGUCAAAACAGGAAUCUUUAUCAAGUGAUUCAAAUGUUACAGAAGAUCCACAUGAACAAUUUGUGGCACAAGUAAACAUUUCCCCUACCACACCUGAAAAAGACACCAAAAGGAAGUUGGAGCUAGGUGAGAGUGAAUGUAACACUUCUGAUACAGAGGUCUCUUCAGCCAAAAAACGAAAGCCUGGCAGGCCCAAGAAACAUUCUUUAUCUAAAUCAGAUGAGGCGACAGAAACCAUUGUUCCCAAACAACCAAAGAAGCUAGCUUUUCUGAAGGCUGAAGCAAAGAGAGUUAAAAAUUCACUAAGUAGAACAAAGAACUGUGUUGAAUUAGAAUCGGUAACAUCAUUCUUUGAGGAAGAUAUCUGGUUUCGUCGCCGCAGUGAGAGAAUUUUUCUUCAUGAUGCUGGAGUUGUUCCUGGAGCCAUUUCUCUCUGGCAAGGAGAAAGUUUAAAUACUUCAGUUGCAAAUGACAAGAACUUAUCAACAACUGAAACCAAAAAAUCUGAGGCACAAACAGAAAGCAAGUCUGAAACAACAUCAAAAAUUCAUAGAAACAUUAACAAAUCUGGAGAGGUUUCUCAUAAGAAGAAAACAAAGAUUAGAAAAGAUCCAGAGUCAACAAGCAAAAAACUUAAAACUAAAACAAAGGAGUCAAAGAGACAGCAAACAAAGGAAAAGUUGGUUCCGGAUGAACUGUUUGCUGCUUUAAAGAAGUGUCGGCUUAGUGAAAGUAACCAAGGAGGGGUAACUCCUCGUCAUUCAACGGAUCAGGAAAAUGCUGAAAGUAGUGAAGGCGAUAAUCUUCCUUUGAGUGUUUUGAUUGAGAAAACAUCUAAUCCAGUAAUAAGAUCCUGCAUCCUGCAACCAGAAGAGCUAGAUGAUCAGCUUCGAGUUUUAACAAUGGAUAACGGACUAUUUUAUGCAGGAACCAUUAAAGCUAUUCGUGCUCCUGAUGUAUAUGGUAUAACCAGAGAUGGAGAACGAGGUAACAGACCUCACAUUUAUUCCCGGGAGGAAAUUUUAAAUGAAGCUAUUGUUGAGGUGAAGCCAAAUUCCCUAAAUAACCUACCAGAGGGUCAGAGGGUCUGUGCAUUCUGGAGUCAGCAAUAUCGAUGCAUGUAUCCUGGAACUGUAGCUAAAUCAUCCAGUCCAAACUGUGAUUCGGAUCAAGACACGGUGUACGUAGAAUUUGAUGAUGGAGAUUCUGGCCGAAUACCUUUGAAAGACAUAUGUAUGCUUCCACCAGAUUAUCCAAUCGUGUGUAAGUUUACAACAGUUGAUUCCAAUCCUCUAAUGCUGCUUGGAAAACGUAGACAGCACAGACUUUCAGGGGAAAGUGUCACAGACAGUUCGGUUAAUGCAUUGGCUCCCAGUGGAGAAAAAGUUAAAACAAAAAAGAAUAAAAAUAAAUCAAAGUCAGGAAAAAAAAAAAGUUGCAGCUCACGAGGCCAGAAUACCCAAGACCAUUCACAAUUAAAUGAUGUAUUUCAUUCAGAAAAUAUCUCGUCGUUGUCAUCUGUCAUCAGUACAGUUGAAUCACAAAGUACACUCUACACUGUAGAUACACUUUCCAUUACAGCAACAAGAAGCAUGAAAUCUUCUUCAGGGAAGGAAAAGGAGAAAAACUCCCAGAAAAAGAAAUCAAAGAAAAGCAAAAGUGAAUCCAAGAGCAAAGUAAAAGAUAAAUCAAGAGAAAAGGAAUCACAUCACAUUGGCAGUUCAUCCGAAGCAAGUGUGUGUGGUCCUCCGUCACUAAAAUCAAGAAAGCACAAAAAACAUAAAGAUGAUCAUAAACGUCGGCAUCGCCACCAUCAUCACCAUUGUCAUCAUCAUCACCAUCAUAAAAAACACAAGCACGAAAAACGAAGCCACCCAAGCAGCCCUGAACAUUCCCAUUCUCCAUCCUCAUCGAGCAGCGAUGCCAAUACACCAAAUGUUAUACCAACAACUGUUGAACAGAGCACUAAAAGUGGAGAAGAAAGAACUCAAAAAUCACCACAAGCAGAAACACCCAGCUCUAGUACAGAAAAUAAGAAGUCACAGCUGAUGGUGAAGAUAAGAACGAAUUCCACAGACAUUUCUCAAGAAGACAAGAAAGAAAAGAAUGAGAAGGAAACAAACAAAAAUGCUGAUCCAGAAUCUUCCUCAGUUAGUAGCAGUGAUAGCUCAGAGAGUUUAAACAUUACUGAUGAGGAAGAGACAACAAAAACACUUUGUGCCAUUGAAGAGAAAUCUCAGAAUAAGAAAGUGAAGACUAAGAAAUCCAAUGAAAAGAAAAAGCGAAAAGAUCGUCUCCCCUCAGUUGAAAAAAGUAAAAUAGCAGCCUUUCUCCCAGCUCAGCAACUCUGGCGGUGGGCUGGGAAAAGUUUCCGACGAGCCAACACUAAAGGAAAGGCAAAGAAAGAGUUUUUCAAGGCCAUCACCAGGGGGAAAGAGACAAUAAAGGUUGGCGACUGUGCUGUAUUCCUGUCCACAGGAAGACCCCAUCUACCAUAUAUUGGAAGAAUCGAGACCAUGUGGCAGUCGUGGGGAGGCAACAUGGUGGUGAAGGUGAAAUGGUUUUAUCACCCAGAAGAAACAAAAAGAGGAAGUCAGCUUCUCGAGCCAAAGGGUGCACUGUUUCAGUCACCACACAUGGAUGAAAACGAUGUACAGACCAUAUCCCACAGGUGUGAACUUCUAUCUUGGACAGAGUACAAAGCCAGGAGGAUUGCAGAAACAUCAAAUGAAAAUUUCCGGUAUGGCUCAAUAUUUGACAACAAUGAUAUCUACUAUCUAGCUGGAAGCUAUGAUCCCCUUACUUCAGUGCUGAGCCUAGAGGAGGGGGUGUCCUAAGGUAUUUUGUUACCAGUGAAGAUCUCUACAAAAGAAGUGUGUGGUAUUGUUAAAAUAUCGCUCACCAGUACUUUACUUUUUAUUAUCCAUCUUCAUAAAACACAUGCUAUCUUCAGAAGGAGCAAACACUGUACAUAGAACUGUAAAUAAGUGUGUUUUAGUUAAAGUGAUAUAACUUGCUUUUCACUAAUUUAUCAUUUCAGGUU